Messenger RNA from Cynoglossus semilaevis (tongue sole), 1430 nucleotides. Its product is annotated as leucine-rich repeat-containing protein 2-like. NCBI's taxonomy places the organism in Eukaryota, Metazoa, Chordata, Actinopteri, Pleuronectiformes, Cynoglossidae. The coding region runs from base 139 to 456 and encodes 105 amino acids. The transcript is spliced from 3 exons. The record is from RefSeq and is a predicted model, not a curated record.
GUCUCAACCCCGUGGCGCGCUCCACUGGGUUCUUCGGAGCUAGCCUCCAUCUAACUUGCCUAUUUUUUUUUUUGGCCAAACAGGUUGGAGCAGCUCGUGACGCUGUUCGUCCAUAAGAACCAACUGACCUACCUGCCCAUGUGCCUCACCAACAUCUCCACGAUGAAGAUGAUCAUCGUCAGUGGCGACGAGCUCACCUGCACGCCCACCAAGCUGUGCAGUAACCCAGAAAUCAAAUUUGUCCGACUGUGUGAUAACGCACUGAAAAAGAAGAAGAAGGAGGAGAAGAAGAAGAAAGAGAAGACCAGGAAAUGGAGGUGGAGAACGCCAGAGGAGCAGCAGGAGGUGAAGGACGGCCGGGAGAAGGAGUUCAUCGAGGCGUACGUCAACACCCUGAAGGACAGAGACACCGUCCCUUACUCCACCACCACGGUUUCCAUUUCCUGCCAGCUGUGAAGAUGAAGAUGAUGAAGGUUACACCGGAAGUCUGAGAUACGAGAGCGAUAGGUUGUUUUUUGUUUUUUUUUUGAUUGAAAUGAAUAAUCAGAGAACAUGUUUUUCAAUAGUUAAUUAAGUAAAAAACAUUUUUUUUUUACUUUUUGGUUUAGAUCGUGUGAGAGAUUGAUUCAAAACGCUGCAUUAACUUCUAAUUUUAAAAUUUUCAAUUAAAAACAUUGAACUGCUGAAUUAUAUUCGGAGCUGCAGGCGACUUAAAACGGGUUGAAAUUAAAAAUAUCAAAAGCUUGGUAUUUCAUAUAAAUGCUUAAAGUUUGAAUUUUUACAAAUUUUUUUUUUUUUGAUUGUGAAACAAGAAUAUUUUUGUAGAUUUCACAGUAAAUGACUGCCGAGUUAUUUUUUUUUCCAUUCCAAAAAUAUUUUCCAUUUGCAUGAAAGAUUUUUUUUGUUCAAGAAAAACAAAUAUUGUAAAGAUUUCCAUAUUCUCCACUUACAAAAUUUUACAGGAUAUAUUUUUCUUUAUUCUUCAAAUUCUACGACAAACACAUACACAGACUGAAUGUUGUUUAAAUACUGUUGUUUGAAAUAUUUCCAAUAUUUAUGAUUGUAUGUGAGAGAGAAAAAAAAUUGUGUAUUUCAUAAAAACUGAAAUAUUUAGUUUCUAUUUUUCUAAUUUGAUUUUUGUCGGCAGUUGCCGUGUGUACGUUGGUUUUUAACGUUUUCUUAUUUAAAAAUAAACGUUUGUGAAAAUGAAGCGUGUUCUGUAUUGAAAUAUAACUGUUAUUUUAUAUUUAUAUUUUAUAAAUUUUUAUUUUCUAACAUUUAGGACAAAAAAAAUCAAUGUCAGAAUUGUUUUAAAUCCCACAAAAUUCUCUUUAUUGUCGUUAUUAUAAUAGAUAUUAUCGGAAACUAAGGACAAAAGCAAAUGCACAGAUCGUGAACAUCUUCAUAUAAAAAACAGAUAUGAACAUGAA